AUGAUGCGAGACUCCCGGCGCCGGAGCCCAGAGAGCUCCCGCAGGCGCAGGCGAGAGAGUAGACGGGACUCGCGCGAGCAGCAGCAGCAGCAGCAGCAGCAACAGCCGCAGCUCACCAACCUGCCGCCUAUGCCCAUGUCCCAGGACUCUUUGCCUUACACCCCUUACACACGGGCGACGACGGCGCCCCCGAUGACGGCUGCGACGACGAAGACGGCGACCGACCGCGGUGCCUAUGACUACCCGGGCUCGUACCAGCAGCAGCAAUAUCAGCAACCAUAUCAGCCGUACCAGCCGCAACAACAGCAGCAACAGCCAUAUCAGUAUCCGCCGCAGCCGUCGCAGCAGCAUUCAUCGCAGCAUCAGCGCCCGCGCGCCCCCUCCAGCUCAAACUCAUCCUCCAGCUCCCUCUCGUCGUCGCUGCUGGACAUUUCGCGACACUACCCCGCGAGCCGCUUCGGCGGUGUCUUCGGCACCUUCUUCCGCGCGCCGUCCGAGCGGUCAAGGCUCCGGCGUCGCAGGAGCGGCAAGGCACGGAAGCGGCGCAUCCUAUACUUUGGCAACUCGUCGUCGUCCUCGGUCAACUCUGACCUCGCUUACGGCAAUGGUUACAUCGCAAGACCCAAGGGGCGCAGCUUCAGCCCGCGCGAGAGCUUUGCCGCUGCCUCGGCAGGCACCGCUGCUGCUGCCGCCGUCGUCGCCGGCUCGUCUCAGCAGUAUCGCGGACCUGGCGCCGGCUAUGCCACCGACGGAUCGAAUCGCCCCGGCCAGCGUAGGGCCAAGACGGACGAGGAGAUUCUCGAGCUGGGUCGCCAGUUGCAGGACUUUGCGCGCAAGCAGAACGAACAUGACCUCAAGGCCGCGGGCCGGGUUCGGCCGUCCGGUCUGAUGGCUGCCGCCGCUACCGUCAGUGACUUUCGGCGCAAGAAGCGGGACGGUCCUGCGAGCCGUGGCAUUGGCAGCUCGCGCCCCCACGACGGCUCGUCGGGCGACGACUCCGACUGGGAGUCUGCUUCAGAUGGCGAGUCGAGCGAUGGCGCCGAUUCGGAACUCGCGUACGGGUCCGUCGUCUCGCAUGCCAUUCGGCCCGCUGCUGCCGCCGUGGCCGGAGCGGCUGCUGGAGCGGCUGUUGCUUCGACCGUGGGCGGACGCUCCACGCAUGGAAGGCAGACAUCCGCGGUCGACCCCCGGCUUUUUGGACCUGUCAACUCCCUUCAUGGCCUGGUCACGCCUCAGCCUUUCAGGGAUGGCGACUCUGCCGUCCCGGCUGCACAGUACCGCGAUUUCAACAGGCUCCGACGCGCCGAGACCGAACCCAUACGCAAGACAACCGACCCGACCAAGUUCGAUGCUGAAACGGCGUCCGCCAUCUCCCGUCAGGGUCUUCCCUACCGGUCUCGUCCGGAACCUGUUCCACUGCAGCAACCCGUCCCGAAGACGCCAGUCUCUCCCAAGGUGUACCAAGCCGAGAAGCUCGAGGAAGCCAGCCGCAAGGACUCGCGAGACCAUCGCACGCGAACGGAGGACAAGGGUCUUAGCGACGCGGCGAUGGCUGGCAUUGGCAUGGCCGCCGCAGGUGCCGCCGCCAUGGCAUUUAACCGCAAGAAGAGUCGGGAAGAGCGAAAGUCCGAUCGCCGUGACGACAGGAAGGACGAGAGGAGCGACAAGCGCGACAGUCGCGAGUACCGUGACUAUCGUGACGACGACCGCCGGGACCGCGAGCGUCGCUCCGAGAAGUCUGACAAGACUGAGAAGGAUUCGAAGCGCAAAGACAAGGAGCCUGAUCGCGACAAGGAGCGACGGAGCUCGAAGCGUGACUCGUACUCAUCCAAGUACGCCGACGACCGCGAGCACAAGCGGUCCUCGCGCCAUGAGGAUGACGAGACGCCCCGCAAGAAGCGCGAGACGGCCGUUGACCACUAUCCCGAGCCCCAGACCCGUACCUACCGGAAUGGAGAGAUUGAGGUUGAACUGGACGCUGGAGGCAGAAGCGAAGUAUCACGCUCAUCACGGCGAGACAGCCGCAAGUAUGACGACCGGGACGACCGCCGUGAUCUCUACAAGGCCGAAAAGGCAGGUCCCGAGAGCGCUGAUGACCCAGGCAACCAUCCCCCCCAGAGAACCCCCGUUGACCCUUUCCAGUAUCAGAUCCACGACAACGACCUGGCUGCCCCAGACGCAGGACCUGCUCGCCCUUUGACACCGACUGUGGUAACAGUGGACCGGGAACCGACAUUCAGUGACUGGGCUCCCCGACCAUCCAUUCCGGACGCCAGGCUGAGCCGCAAGGACUCGUUUGAGAUUGAGCAAAUGGUUGAGGACUACAAGAAAGGUGCGCAGGGUGCUCCGCGAAGUCCAGAGCCUCGUCGACGCAAUACCUACGAGGAGGAAGAGAAGGCCGCCAAGGAUAUCUACGAGGAGACGAAGCACUCCACCAUCCCUGCGGCUGCGGGUGUGAUUGCUGCCGCUGUUGCCGUGGAGACAAUCAAGUCUCGAUCUCGGUCUCGAUCUCGAAACCGCUAUGACGAGCGCUCGAAUGGCGACAGGCGUGAGCGGGCGCGCGACGUUGACGAAGUCCAAGAGCGGGCGAACCGUGCCUACCGCGAGUCAGUCAUUGCACGAAAGAUUGCCGAGGACGAGAUCCGCUCUCGCAGCCAGACCCCGGACCGCUCGGUCGUUGAUCGAUACAAGGAAGACGCCCAGGAUGAGACUAAGAUCGUUUCACCCCCGCAGUACGAGGAUAGUCACCAAGAUCCGGACAAGAACCCGUACGACAAGCCCAACGCCGAUGUGCGAAUCGACAACAAGAUCUUCCCCAAGGAGAUCCACAAGUUUCGAGCCAAUGGCCUGGAUGCGCCUCUGUUCAAGUCUCGAGACCCUUCGUGCGAGAGGGACAGACCCUUGCUGAACCUGGUGUAUCCCACACCCGUGUCUAGCCGCCAGGCCACGCCGAGCCCGGAUCAUGCCAAGCGUGAGAAGGAUACGCAAGAGCGGCGCGAGCCAUCGUCCAGGUCCGUUCCCGAGGUGGUAGUCGAGGCGGACAACGACGCCUCUCAGCCGUCGUCAGCCAAGUCUGUGACGUGGGGCGAGAACUCGACCAAGAGCUUCGAGGUUGAGACGCCCGAGCCACGGAGCGACACCGAGCCGAGCUGGGACAAGGCAGAGGAGAAGCCGAGACCGCGCCUCAACCAAUCGAGUCAGUGGGGCAUGAUUGCCGCGGCCAUUGCUGGGAGCAGCCGCGAGCCGGCCAACGAGAUCGAAGUGAUAGAAACCAAGGAGCAUGACAACUCCAAACCUCGAGAUUUCGGGGCUGGAGACCCCGAGCACAGCUUCGCAGAUGACUCUGGAGCACCGCCGGUCCCAGGUCCGAAGCCGCCGAGCCCGCACCCGGAGAGGAUGCCUGGCGGUUUUGGAGAUGACAUUGAGUUUGCCGCCACCCUCGCUGCCGGCCUCAAGGAUACAGGGUUCGACCCCAACAUCGUCAUCGACGACCCGGCAUAUCGGCGACGCGAUUCUCCCCCCGGCGAGAGCGAGCCUAAUGGAGAUGGCUGGAACCAUACGUCGUUUGCGGAUGUCGUCACCAACUUGACUGGCGCCCCUAACGAACGGUCAGUCCCUGACCCCGGGUAUGUCGUCGGCGAAGUUGAGACGCCCAGGGACGAGCCCGCGGCCGAUGAGUGGGCCGAGGUUUCCGCGAAGCUGAGCAAGAAGGAUAAGAAGAAGCUCGAAAAGCUCAAGCGGCAGUCCCUGGACAUGUCUGAGCCUGCUGCCGAGAGCUCAGAGACGCCAACAUUCGAUGACGCCGCCGAGGCUCCGGAAAAGCUCAGCAAGAAGGAGCAGCGGAAGCGCGACAAGGCGGCCAAGGCGCAGGCACUCGCUCAGGACGAGUCGUGGACCCCAGUGGCCGAGUCGGAGCCUAGCCAAGAUCGUGACGCCGGCGAAGACUUCUGGGAGGAGACGGGGCGCAAGAAAUCCAAGAAGAACCGCAAGAGUCGAGACCUUGAAGACGACGCAUCCUCCAAGGUCUCAGUUCCUACGGACGCUUUCGAAGACCUGCAAUCGCUCCGCAACGUCGACCCCAACGAUGAGUGGGACACCGCCAAACAGUCGAAGAAGAAGUCUAAGAGAGACUCUGGUGUCUUCGAGUCGACAUUCCGCGCUGCGUCUGAAGUGUCCGCCGAGAGCUCCAGCAAGAGAAGCAGCAAGUCGAAGCGAAGAAGCGGGGUGGACGACGACUUUGACGACUAUGGCGACCAGCCACCUGACACACGGAAGAGCGAUCCCUUCGAGGAUCGUGAGGUGACGUCUGUCGUCUCGGAAGGUCGAUUCGACGACGACAGGAAGCGCGAGAAGCGUGAGAAGCGGAGGUCAUCCCGCUACGAUGAUGACGAUACCAAGUCAGUUGCUUCAGCGCCUGGUGGCUCGUCCCGCAGAAGCAAGGACAAGGAGUCGGAGACGAGGUCGUCCCGGUACGAAGAUGAUGACACCAAGUCAGUUGCGUCGGCGCCAGGCGGCUCUUCGCGUCGGAGCAGAGACAAGGACUCAGACAGCAGAAGGUCAUCUCGCUACGAUGACGACGACACCAAGUCCGUGGCCUCUGCACCGGAUAGCUCAUCUCGCAGGAGCAAGGACAAGGACGUGGAGAAGAGAUCAAGUGGUCUGUUCUCCAGCAUCUUCAAGUCCAAGGACGACAAGAAGGAUUCUUUUUUAGGUAAUGCCGGCACCCCUGGCGCAGGUGCCGGCUUUGCGACUGCUGCCGCUGCCGCCGCUGCUUACAUGGCGGCCAGUCGCUCACAUGCCACCGAAGAAGAAUUCGACAAGGGGGCCGAUACUCUGGAUCGCGCAGAAGAGGCGCGGGACUUUGACGCCAUCGACCCCGAGGUUGCUCCGCGAGCAAUCAAGCCCGCCAUCGACCCCCAAUAUGGCGACCUCCUCCCCCUUCCUCCGAGCGAGCCGGGCAGCCCAACACACUCCCCCGAAGAGCUGCCAACACUUCCGGAUAGUCGACCGGACACGCCUCCCGACGAACGCAACUUGAAGCGCGAGUACACUACGCACCGUCGUCGGCGGAGCGCUCAGGAGACUCCCGUCAAGUCGCCGAGCAGGACCGCCAUCCCCAUCUCGCUGAGACUGGGCCACAGGGCAAGUCCCAGCACCCCUGGCUCCGGCACGUUCAGAUCCCCGCCCCUCGACUCUCCCGGCAGCGCCCCCGAUUCUGCUACACGACGGCAAGGGCGCCAUAUUUCCUGGGACAGCAGCCGAGAGAUCAAACCCCUGUACCUCCUCGAGCACUCGAGACACAACUCGGCCGAUGCUAUUCCUCAACAAGACGACUUGCCUGAGCUACCACCCAGCGAACCGUCGUCGAGGGAGUCGCCUGCGCCCGAGUUCGGAGAUGCGUACGACGUCGCCCAUCGCGGGCUGAGCGCGGAGGAUCUCGCCGAUACUGGCCUCCGAAUCGACACCAGCGUGGCUCAGCUCGCUCAAGAGCAGGAUCUUGCCGGAUCCCAGGAGACUACGCCCAAGGCAGACGCGAAGCCCGAAUUCCAAGAAUUGCCCCCGCUUCGCAAUGAUGAUCAGUCAGCCAUGUAUGUUGAACCUGAUCCCGUGGAGCCCAUGUCAAAAGAUAGGAGCUCGUACCUGCUGCGCUCCACGCCGUCAUCUGUCAGAUCUAACAAGACCAUCGACAGCGACGAUUUCGCGUCGAGCCACUGGGGCUCCAGUCCUUCCAAGAAGCUUGGCGUGGACAACGCCUUGCCCGAUGUCAUGGAAGACUUGACGUCAGCCGACGAGCAUUUCUCUGAUGCGCGCGAGGGCACGCCCGACGACUCUUUCGAGGAGGCUCAUUCUUGGCCCGCAGAGCCCCCAGCCCAAGAGCAGCCUGCGGGAGAACCUUCGUCUGAGAAGGCAAUGCCAGAGGAGACUUCCACUGCUCCUGAAGAAGCCGAGCCGGCCGAGUGGCAGACGAUGACGGCCAAGGAGAAGAAAAAGGCCAAGAAGGCGCGCAAGAACAAGGGAUUGGACUUCGCUGAGGCUGCAGCAGCAACUGCUGCAGUUGGAACUGCCGCCACGAUCAUUGCUUCUGCUUCGGCGGAUGAUACGGCCAAGGAGGACACGCCAGCAUCUCAACCCGAACCAUCUCAAGAUGAAUUCGAACAGCCAAAGAAGGGCAAGAAGGGCAAGAAGAACAAGCGCAAGUCUCUGUCAUGGGAGGAUACCGUCGACGAGAAGCCUGUGGAGCCGGCAGUUGAGGAGCCGGUUGUCGUGGAACACGCCGAAGUUCCAGAGGUUGUGCUUGCAAGGGACGAGACUCCAGCGGAUACCCCAGCUGAAGUGUCGGAUAUCGCCCUGGCUAAGGACAUCUCACUCCCGCCCUCCAGCAUUCCCACGGACUUUGCGCCGAAAGACGAGUCCCUGGAGGUGGAGGCAGUCACAGAGACCGGACUCGGCCCUUCUGAUGCUACCGAGGUUGUUCAAGCCGUUGACGCCCCGGCCACUGAACAAGUUCCUGAGGAGACACCUCGCGAAGCUGAACCGGCGCAGCCAGCCGAGGAAGACUUCUGGAUGGCUCCGACAAAGAAGAGCAAGAAGAAGAAGAAGGGCAAGGCUGCCAUGGCAUGGGAUGAGAGCCCUGCUACAGAGAUUGAGACUCCAGCCGAUGAUGUAGCCGCCCCCGCAGAUGAGCCCGCCGAAGGUGCCCCUAAGGAGCUACCGGAACCCACUGAUCCUCCUGCCGGCGAAGCAGCUGUUCCAGCUGAAGAGCCAACCAUUACUGCUGAGACUGAGCCUGCGGCGGACGAACCUGCGGCUCCUGCUCUCGAGGCCGAGGCAGCGACCGAACCUAACCCUGACGACUUCUGGUCUACCCCUUCUACCUCUAAGAAAGACAAGAAGAAGAAAAAGAAGGGAAAACAGGCGGCUAUGGCUUGGGAUGACGACACGCCACCAACCGAGAGCGGGACUCAAACCCCUGCUGAGACCGUCAACCCGGAGCAGUCUUCCGUCCAAGAGCUCACAGAACCCGCCAGCGAAGCAAGAACGCCCGACGUGGCUGAGACUCCGGCCCAGACAGAAGCAAUUAUCCCUGCGGCGGAACCCGCUGCCGAGGCCGAUGCUGAAGACUUGUGGUCAACCCCAGCCUCUUCCAAGAAAGACAAGAAGAAGAAGAAAAAGGGCAAGCAGGCCAUGGUCUGGGACGAGCCCCAGACGGAGGAUACUGAGUCCCAAACUCCGUCUACAGAGGAAGAAAAGGGCACGGACACUCUGGCCAGUGAUCAACCUCCCGAACCCAUCCAAGACGAAGCCAAGGCCCUCGACGUCGACGACUCUGUACCACUGACAGAGGCUGCCAUGGGCGAGGCCACGCUUGUUGAGCCCGGUAGCUCCAGUCAACAGGAGGCCGCCUCGUCCUUCUCCGACCAGCCACCGACGACUGAUCCAGACGAUGAAUGGUCGGUCCCGGCGACGUCCAAGAAGGACAAGAAGAAGAAAAAGCGCAAGAGCCUUCAGCUGGACGAGCCAGCUCCGGCAGAGACCGCUGACGAACCUCCUGUUGAAGUGGCACAGAAGCUGGACCGUCCCGCCGAUGAACCGGUUGACCGAGCUGUGGAGCCACCUAUCGAGGAUGCAACGUCCACGGCACUUGAAUCUGACUUUGCUCCCGUCACGAAGGGAAAGAAGAAGAAGAACAAGCGAAAGUCAGUGCAGUGGGAGCCGGAGGAGACUCCUGCAGCGCCGGAGCCCGAGCGAGAGGGCCUCGAUAAGUCUCUUGACGUCGUGUCAACCGAAGAGGCCCCUGCUCCUCUGGAGAGCAUUGCCCAGGAUGAGUCCACAGCUGAAGGCCGCAACGACUCUACCCCUGCCCAAGGCGAGCCUACAGCUGAAGGCCGCAACGACCCUUCCAUUGCCCUGGCGGCGGCGACAGCUGCAGCCGCCUCGGCAACUGCUCUUGCCGCAAGCCUUGGCCAUGAUGCGGCUGCCGACAUUCCGACAGAGGAGACCAAAGACACCACAGAAGUCACAGACCGAGAGGCCGACCAGCCGCGCCCGCUGGAGUCGCACAUCUCCGAACCCCUCUUCUCUCAAGACGACGGUCCCUCUCAGCUCACUCAGGAGCCGUCCAGCAUUGAGCCAACGCAAGCCGAUGAACCGACCCCGGACGAGAGAGAGCCUGUUGCAAAGCCCGCGCCCGAAGCCACCUUCGAAGACUUUGCCGUUCCUAAGAAGAAGGGCAAAAAGAACAAGAAGAAGAGCCAGUCAAGUGUUUGGGAUCUGCUCGAGGAGGACUCCUCUCCAAAGCCAGAGACUGAGUCGGUGGCUCUCGCCGACAUCCCGCUUGACGACGUCCAAGCAGCGGGGGAGCCUUCUGCAAUGCAGGCGGACGAGGUUGCAGCCCCGACAAACCCCGUUGAAGACGAAACGGAGCCCCUGCCCCUGGCUGAUGAACAAGUCUCGAGAGAGCCAUCGGCGGACACACCGCAGGUCGAGGCUCCGGAGAGUCAGACAGAAGAUGAAUGGGACAGGCUCAUCAGUGGGAAGAAGUCCAAAAAGAGCACGAAGAAGGGCAGCAAAUCCGGUUCCCCGGCAGAACAGGAGCCAGUGGUAGAGUCCAGCUCUGAGCCAGUCAUCGAGCCUGUCGCUUUGACGGAAGAGCCGACAAGCUUGGAAGAGCCGUUGGCUGAUGCCACUACCGACCAGCCGAGCCAGGAAUCCGCCGCUGUCGACGAGUGGCCUCAGGUCACGGGCAAAAAGGUCAAGAAGAAGAAGCGCCAGAGCCAAAUGUCCAGCACGUGGGACGAUGAGCCCGCCGCCAGCACGCCACCGGCCGAAGCAGCUGCACCAGCCGAAACAUCUGUACCGUCUGUUGAUCCCGAGGCUGAGUUUGAGGUUCCGAAGAAGGGCAAGAAGGGCAAGAAAAAGAAGAAUACCUUCUCCUGGGACUCGCUCGACGUGGAGACGCCGCCUGAAUCUGAAUCGAAACCUCGGGAUCUAGCUCAAGAUGAUGUGGACGUCCCGCAACCCGAGGCUGUUCCUGCAGAUGCAGAAGUUCAGCCGGAAUCAGAAGCCGUGCUACCUGUGGAAGAAAAUCCUCUUGAUGACGACGCACCUGACAACACAAUCGUUGAGCCCGAGAAGCCGUCAGAACCUGAGUCUAAGAGCGUGGCAAACGAGCCGCCCGAACAGCCUAUCCCAGAGACCGGACCCGUUGACGCCCCCGCUGGUGACGAAAGCGAGUUUCUCUUCCCUGUGAAGAUAUCCAAGAAGGACAAGAAAAAGAAGAAGAAGCAAGCCGCCCUGGACGAGGCGACGCAGCUCGAUUCAGCAGAGGGCACAGCCUCAGACGACAAGGUCCCGGUGAUGGACAAAGUGGACCUGGAACUAAAGGGCGACGAGAGCCCUACUUUGGACCGCACGGCUGAAGAGCCAACGGCGCCCGAGGUUGCAACGAUGACUGAAGAGACUGGGCAGCACGAGGAGGCAGCAUCCGGCGACACGCCUGGGGCCGGUGAGCAACAGUCAGAGGCAAAUCCCGAUGACGAGUGGGGUGGGUUCAGUCUGAAGAAGUCCAAGAAAGACAAGAAAAAGAAGAAGGCUAAGAACGUCGAACCCGAAAUCCCACAGGAACCCGAGACUACGACAUCACCGGAGCCGGAGCCAGACACACUGGACACUACGGCGGAUCAAGCGACAGGGUCCUCGCGAAUGGACAUUGACUCUGUGGUCGAGACGGCCAAGGACGAUGCUGAGCCGGUGCCCUCCCAAGCAGAGCCUUCAGCCGAGGCCCCUGCCGCGGAGGAAGUUGCGGUCCCGGAUGAGCCCGACAAGAAAGAAGACGACGACUGGAGCUUUGGCCUGUCUAAGAAAGACAAGAAAAAGAAGAAGAAGGCCAAGGCUCUGGAACUUGCAGCCGAUGAGAGCUCACCGCCUUCUGAGGCCGAUAGUUCUCGAGAGGUAGAACCUGCCAAGGAGCCAGUUGUGGAUGACUUCUGGAUUGCCCCUGUCUCAAAGAAGGACAAGAAAAAGAAGAGGAAGUCAACCCUUGCCGCGGAAAGCGAUGCGCUCGAUGAAAACUCCGCGCCAACGGAAGACAUCACGGAAUCCCAGAUCCGUCCAGACGUCGAGGCUUUGCCGGAUACUACCGUCGACAGCUCUGCGCCCCUUGACCUUGAUCAAGACUGGGCCAUGAAAGAUAAGCCGGUCAGUGCCGCCCCCUUCGAGCCUGUUGCCCCCGUCAUCGAAGAGACUGCUCAGGACACCGAGCUCGAGCGCAACCAAGUCGAGGAGGGACUGGCAGAACCUGAGCUUCUCCCACCAGAACAAGCCUCGGGUGAGUCCAAAGCGGAAGACGAUGUGCCUGAACCCAAUCCGGAUGACGAGUGGUCGGUUCCAGUGACCACUAAGAAGGGCAAGAAGGGCAAGAAGGGUCGCAAAAGUCAAGUUGAGGCCCUCCCUUGGGACGAGCCGGAGGCCGAAAGCUCGAACUUGCCCAUCGCUGAGGCCGCCCCGAAGCCGGAAGAAGAGGUUACACCUGCCGAUGAGACUGCCGCUGAGAUUGCGCCACCCUCUUCUGAAGAUGUUGUGGUAGCUCCCCAGGCAGAGGACACGGAAAUGGGCGACCCUCCUGCUACGCCUUUGAACGAUACCGACAUGCCGCAUGCCUCUCGAGACGUCCCGGGCCUGUCUACUCAAGAAUCUGCCAUUCCCGAUGCAGGUACUGGAGCUCAGGAUGUUCCAGAACAACAGGCAGAUGCUACGAAGCCUGAUGAGGAGCCCCCCUCGGAAGCUCAGAGUCAAAAUGAUGCUGUCGCGGAGGACACUUGGGAUACGAUGCCUCAGCGCAAGCUCUCCAAGAAAGACAAGAAGAAGAAAAAGAAGCAAGAAAGUCUGAUGGAAGAGUCGGCGGAGCCCAGCACAGACGUAUCCAGAGAAGACCCGGCGCCUGUAUCACAGCAUCCAGAGGAAGCCGUGUCCGCUACGCUCGACGACACCGACAGCUCGCCAGCAUUUGCCGAGGAAGUCUCGGCGGAACCGGAGGAGUGGCUGCCAACCAAGAAGUCCAAGAAGGACAAGAAGAAGGCUCAGAAGUUGGCUGCUGCUGCUCUCGGGGCUGCUGCCGGAGCUGCAGCCGCUGGCAUGGCUGCUGGAGAUGCCGCAGACACCCCCUUGGACGAGGCGCCGGAACCGAAACCUGCCGAGGAGUCGCCUCAACCGACCUUUAGCUCGUGGGCCGAUGAGAUGGACGAGGCCGCGCCAAUUGACCAGCCUGAAACCCUUCCGCAAGAUUCGCAGCCUCCACCAGAAGUCGAAGACGAUGGCUUUGGAUUUCAAACGACCACCAAAAAGUCCAAGAAGGGCAAGAAGAAGGGCAGAGCGAGUCUCGGCCCCGCCGAGCUCAAUGCCGAGGCCGUCCCAACCUCCGAAGCGGAGCAACAAUCGGACCCUGCAGCCGCAGACGACCAACGCAUGGAGACUGGCGGUGAGUUGAGCCGCGGGGUUGACAACAUCGAGCCUCAAACAACUUCGCGGGAUUUCGAGAGCGCUGCACCUGCCGAAGCGGAAGACGAAUGGGCCAUGCCUGUCAAGAAAAAGGGCAAGAAGGGCAAGAAGGCCAAGGGGAGUGGCACGCUGACACCGGCAAACGAACCCGACGUCGCGGCGAUGCCAGAUGCCGCCGCGCCGGAGCAAUUGCCUGAAGAUGUGCCGCAAGCUGAGCUCGAGGAAACUCGCGAAGCGGCUCCAGAGGCAACCGACCCGCCGCCAGCUGUUCCCGAACCACCCCAGCCUGCCGAUGAGGUCGAUGACUGGGCAUUUACGACAAAGAAGGGCAAGAAAGGCAAGAAGGGUCGGAAGAGCAGCGGCAUCGCAACGCCUGCCAAUGAGCCUGAAUUGCCUCCAGAGUCGCCGCCUGUUGAAGUAGCUCAGGAGGUCGCUGAGCCCACUGCCUCGGACUCGCCAAUUCAGUCGGACGCUCAGGUCGUUGACGCUCUGGAACCCCCAGUCGAACAAGCCGCCUUUGCACCUUCACCACCAGAAGACCACGCCUCUACUCAUGACUUCCUCAUGCCUGACCAGGUGGCCGAGUCGGCACUUCCUCGAGAAGACGCUGAUGCUCUCGCGGAAGUUUCUGAACCUUCAGCACCAGCUCAAGCCGACGAAGCUACAGCCGACGACGCAUGGGCGUUCCCAGUCAAGAAAAAGGGCAAGAAGGGGAAGAAGGGCAAGUCGAGCAGUGGCUCCAUGACCCCAGUGGUUGCCUUGGAUGACCAAGAAGCCGUUGUCGACACCCCCGCCGAGGACAAGGAUCGUGCCCUUCCUAGCCAAGAGGCAGCCACUGCCGAGGAGACCACGCCCGUUGAUGUGCCUCUGGAGGCCGAGGAAUCGCGAGCUAUUCAGGAGCCUACUCCUCCCGUGGAGGCCGAGGACGAAUGGGCCAUGCCGUCAAAGAAAAAGAAGGGCAAGGGAAAGAAGAACAAGGGUAUUCCCUUAUCCGCCUUCGACGAGCCUGCUACAGCACCAGUGGAGCCGGUUCAGCCAGAGACGCCAAAUGUAGAGGACAGCCAAGUCGCUUCGUCCGCAGCUGUCGAGGCUGUGGAAGCCAAGCCUGCUGCAAUGGAAUGGCAACCAGAACACGAGCAGUCGGCUGCCGAUGACGGCAUGGAUGUGGAUGCCCGUGGAGGCUCUUCUGAGCCCACGGGUGCUCUGGAACCGGAGCCUAUCAUAGCCGAGCCGGAGGCGGCGCCCGUCGAGGCCAGCCCCGAAGACACUUGGGCGACGCCUGGACGAAAGAAGUCAAAGAAGGAGAAGAAGCGAAAGUCGAGCCAAGUCAUGGUGCUGGAUACUCUACGCGACGAUGCUCCUGUCCAGGAGGAAGCUCCGCGGGAAAUCGUCGAGGACAUUCCUGCGGUCGAAGGGGAUUCUAGAGACCAGCCGGCUUCUGACGAUUGGUUCGAUGACUUUUCUGUCCCCAAGUCGCAGGUCUCGGUGACGAAAUCCAAGAAGAAGAGGGGCAAGAAGGGCGUCGAAGCGCCGCCCGUUCGCACAGCCCCGACCCAAGAACCUGCAGCAAUGGAAGAGGCCUCGGCAAAGGACAUCAUGCCGAUUGACCAACCCACCCUCGAUGCAAUGGAGGACAUGACCGGCGGCACUGCCGACGAUGAGGCUACUCAGUCCGGGGCGAAUGCCUUUGAUGAUGUCUGGGAGAGCGAUCCUAGGCUGCCUGGAAACUCGGCGCGAGCUCAGGAUAUGAGCGCGUUUGCCAGCGAUGAGUUCCCCGUCCAAAGUAAAGCGAGCGAGGGAUCGUCGCGAGAUGUGCCAGCUACGUCUACAAAGGAUGAUUCUCGCGCGCGAUCAAGCUCAGGUGGCGGGGACGUGGCUGCCGCAGCCGGUGCCCUGUCCGGCGGGGUGGCUCUCUUGGCCGAGAGAUUUGGAGGCGGCAAGAAGAAAAAGAAGGGCAAGCAGAGCAAGAUUGUGGACAAGCGACAGCAGCAAGAGGACGAUCUUUUCGACGACCCGGCACUGUGGGAGGGUGCAGACAAGAAGAGCUUGCAGGCGGACAAGGGAGCGAUCAUGGGAGACUCGAUUGCGGGAGGCAAUGUGGAGGUGGGCGAGCCGAGCAAGGCCAAGGAAGUGCCAAUCACUGCGAUGAGCGAGAGUUUCACGGAGUCGGAGAGUGGCUGGAAGGAGACUGCACGACAGGGCGCUCGGCUGGACGAUGAAUUCGCGGAGAGCCCAGUGCUCGGGCGAGGCGAGAUGGGCUCAAUGAGCCCGCAGCCGGUUGGGCUGUUGCGGCGGGGAUCCGAGGUGGAGGAGCCGGUAGGGGGCCUGCUGAGGGAGCGGGAGGAGGAAGAGGCAAGGCUGGGGAGCCUGUCGCCGGCGGUGAGCGAGUUUCGGCGAUCGCCAACCCGUGCCUUGCCUGCGGUCGAAGAGGUGCCCGAGGCCGAGGACGAAGCGACCAAGCUUAGCUGGCCGACGCCUGAGAUGAAUCGCGACAGCGGCUUCGCGGCGGAGUCACCCAACCCGACGAGACGACGGAGCAAUCUGUUUAGCGACGAGGAGGCGCAGCAGCGGGACAGCGGCGUGCACACGGGCGACUGGACCGAGGGCAUGCCGCGCGCGAUGCCGCGCACGCCGGAGCCACCGCACGACAAGCGAUCGCGACACUCGCCGUACGGGACGCCCGUGUUGGUUCGAGACGACACGCCGGUGCUUCGAGGUCCCGUCGGACACGCCGGGGCGACGCCGGAGCCGGAGAAGAGGCUGCGGAGGACGCAGAAGAGCUACGGCGAGCUGGGCGGAGACGCGAGCAGCAGCAGGGGCCUGGCGGCUCCGAGACGGCGCGCAGCGGAGAGCGACAACGACAAAGACCGCAGCGUCAGCGACGGCGUGGCCAUGGCGGCGCACCAGCAGCACCAGCGCCAGCUGGACCUACAGCAGGGCCCCUCGCCCCGGGCCGAACCGCGCCGGUCCGCCUCCAACACCAGCCUCUCGCGCCACAGGACGCCCGAGCCACUGCGCUUGCGGCCUGAGAGUCCAGGCAUCACCCGGGCGACGGCCACGCCAACGCCCCCACUCCGCCGGGUCGACAAGCGCAUGAGCGGUGACCUGCGCGCGCUCCGUCAACAAAGCAGCUCUAGCAACCUUGCUGGCGGCAGCCGAAGCUCCACCCCAACCACCGCCCAUGCUGCUGCAGCCCUGGGACUGGGAGCCGCCGCACUUGGAGCCGCCGCCGCCGCCGCCGCCGCCUCGUCCUCCUCGGCAUCAAAGCUUCGCAAGGACAAGUCGCCAUCGUCGUCGUCGACGUCGCCCCCGCCGCCGCCCGUCGCCAAUGAGAGCCGCGUCCGCUCCUCCACCCGGGACGGCGACAAGGACAUGGCCGACGUGUUCGACGGCUACGGCGAGGGCCGCAUCGGCUCGCCGCGGUCCCCCACCAGGCCGCACAGCAUGCGCCGCCGCCAGAGCAUGCAGGUCCUCGAGCUCGAGUCCCGCGUCCAGCAGCUCCUCGACGACAACCGAGCCCUGACUGAAGCCCGCGCCCACGCCGAGCAGAACCUCAGCCAGCGCGCCGCCACGGUGCUAUCAGAUCGCGACGCCGAGAUUGAGGCCCUCAAGCAAAGCCUGCAGUUCCUGCAAAACGAAGUGAACCGACUCACCGAGGUCAAUGAGGGACUCGCCAGCGCCAACGCCGAGCUCGCCUCCAAGGACAACAGCGCCCGCUACGCCGACCUCGAGGUCCGCCAUGCCACCGUGUCGCGCGAGCUGGACGAGGCCCGCGGCGCCCACACCGGGUUCGACGAGACCCUCCAGGCCAAGGACGCCGAGAUUGCCGACCUGCGCGCCCAGCUCGAGGCCGCCAAGGAGCAGAUCCGCGAGAUGCAGCGCAAGAUACUCGACUCCAAGGCUGCCGACGCCCACUUCCUCGACAUCAAGGACGAGGACUACUUUGACAACCGCUGCCAGCAGCUUUGCUCACACGUCCAGCAGUGGGUGUUGCGCUUCUCCAAGUUCUCCGACAUGCGCGCAUGUCGCCUCACCAACGAGAUCAACGACGAAAAGACCAUUGAUCGCCUCGACAACGCCGUCCUCGACGGCUCCGACGUCGACACAUACCUCAACGACCGCGUCAAGCGCCGCGACAUAUUCAUGUCCAUGACGAUGAACAUGAUUUGGGAGUUUGUCUUUACGCGAUACCUGUUCGGCAUGGAUCGCGAGCAGCGGCAGAAGCUCAAGUCGCUCGAGAAGCUGCUCCUAGACGUCGGCCCUUCCGAGGCCGUGCGGCAAUGGCGCGCCGUAACCCUGACCUUGCUCUCGAGGCGCGAAAACUUCAAGUCCCAGCGGGACCUCGACACCGAGGCCGUCGUUCAAGCCAUCUUCCAGACGCUGUGCAAGAUCCUGCCACCUCCCAGCAACCUGGAGGACCAGAUCCAGUCGCAGCUGCGCCGGGUCAUGCGCGAGGCAGUGGACCUCUCCGUCGAGAUGCGCACGCAGCGGGCAGAGUACAUGAUGCUGCCGCCGCUGCAGCCCGAGUACGACGCCGACGGCGAGCUGGCCGCCACCGUUCAGUUCGAUGCGUCCAUGAUGAACGAGCGGAGCGGCAAGACCGCCGAGACCAACGAGGAGCUUGAGGCGCGCGGCGCCAUCGUCCGCAUCGUGCUCUUCCCGCUGGUCGUCAAGCGGGGCGACGACGCCGGCGUCGGCGAGGACAAGAUCGUCGUCUGCCCGGCGCAGGUGCUCAUCGCCCGCGACAAGAGCAAGCGGCACCUCACGCCAUCGAGCGACGCCGGCGGGGCCUCCCUCGGGGCACCCAGCCGCGUCAGCGUCGUGACUGAGCACAUGGGCACCGAGGCAGACUACAUGGAGGGCGGCAUCUAG
Purpureocillium lilacinum is the source of this 16368-nucleotide messenger RNA. The record is from RefSeq and is a predicted model, not a curated record. NCBI's taxonomy places the organism in Eukaryota, Fungi, Ascomycota, Sordariomycetes, Hypocreales, Ophiocordycipitaceae.